Numida meleagris (helmeted guineafowl) is the source of this 11040-nucleotide messenger RNA. It is a transcript of the gene GPR65, whose product is annotated as G protein-coupled receptor 65. Gene Ontology annotation, molecular function: G protein-coupled receptor activity. The transcript is spliced from 3 exons. Gene Ontology annotation, cellular component: membrane. The coding region runs from base 445 to 1473 and encodes 342 amino acids. Gene Ontology annotation, biological process: G protein-coupled receptor signaling pathway. The record is from RefSeq and is a predicted model, not a curated record. Lineage: Eukaryota; Metazoa; Chordata; Aves; Galliformes; Numididae.
CUUAUGAGCUGUUGCUUCAUUGGUGCAUCCAAGAGCAGCUUCCUGUUAUUUUAUCUGUUGAAUCAGUUUCUCUUCUCAGAACCAGACCCUGGUUACCCUACUGACGGCACAGGAGUAAAGCUGCUCUGUGGGAACAUUUGAUUCUCUAGAGUUCUCAUAAUAGCAGAUUCUCUAUAGCAAAAUGGCAAAGAUACUGGGACAAUGAGAGUCAUUCAAUCAUCCAUCUAAAAGAGAGAGUUGACUACUGAGAAACAUACUAAGGACAAAACUAGCACAUACACUCAGAAGAUGAGAAAAAGGUUGGGAAUGCUUCAGAUCAUAUUUUCAGAAAGAUGGAAUCUUACCAACCAGAUCUUGAAAAACUAACAGAUGAGCACCAGACUACAGGGUUGUUUUUCUAUUGCAUCUGGGCUGGAAUUAGCCCAAAACUACACAUGGUGAACAAUGAACAACACUGCUGAGUGCCAUGAUGAUCACACCCUGGAUAAGUAUUUGUUUCCAUUUGUGUACAGCAUUGUGAUGGUGAUCAGUAUUCCCAUCAAUUGCAUAUCCCUCUAUGCAUCUUGCAUUCAGGUGAGGAAAAAGAAUGAGUUGGCAGUCUACCUAUUUAGUCUGUCCCUGGCUGACCUUUUGUACUCUGUGAUUCUGCCUCUGUGGAUUGAUUAUGCCUGGAAUGGAGAUAACUGGACACUCUCUGCCAGGCUUUGCCAGAUUUCUGCCUUCCUUAUGUACAUGAAUUUUUACACCAGCACUGCAUUCCUUGCUUGCAUCUCUCUCGAUAGGUACCUGGCAUUAGUUCACCCCCUGAAGUUCCAGCACUUACGCACAAGAAGAAUUUCACUGAUUGUCAGUGUAAUUGUUUGGCUUCUGGAAGGCACCUUUAAUUCAGUUAUACUGAUGAAUAAAGAAGUAUUUAAUGAUCCUUGCAAUUCUACUAAUCAUAUAUUAUGUUAUGAUAAAUACCCACUGGAAUGGUGGCAAGCACAGGUAAACUUAUUCCGGAUAUGCUCAGGGUACCUGCUCCCUUUGAUAAUCAUUUUGUUUUGCUACCAUAAAAUCUACCAAGCAGUGAGAUAUAAUCAAGCCACAGUAGAUGAAGAGAAGAAAAAAAUCAGGAAACUUAUACUGAAUAUCACAGUUACUUUUGUUGUUUGCUUCACUCCUUAUCAUGUUGUAUUGCUUAUUCGCAGCAUCAAAGAACCUCACACCUCUAACCUACAGCUUUUACAGUCAAUGUAUAAGAUUUACAGAAUCACACAAGCCUUUACAAGUCUGAAUUGCAUUGCCGAUCCCAUUCUUUACUGCUUUGUGAGUGAAACUGCACGAACAGACAUUCUGAAUUUGCUCAGGUGUUGCUUAUACCUACAAAAGCCUGAAGAAAACCAACCAGAAGAACAUGCUCUGUGCAGUUCUGCUAUGAAGACCAAUGCACUGGUCACCUACAGAUCUUCCUGUGAAACUGAGACUCUGUAAAAUGUCUGUGAGAGCACAGUCAAAGCAAAAGUGGAUAACAUAAAGGGAAAAUAAAUUUAAAAAAAUCUUCCCUUAUCUGUAUCUGAGUAAACAACCCCAAAAUACUCUAAUCUAGGUGAAACCAGUAGCUGGAACUAAUAAGAAUAUAUUGCAGGGUCAGUGAAAUCAGCGGAGCAUCAUAACUUCAAAUCAGGUGUGGUAUGUAAAUAAGUGUCAGCAAACAGUCAAGAAAAAUGAACAUGACAUGCUGACAGAAUUACUGAGGGUCCCCCAAAGAACUUCCUCCUGUCUCAGCUUGCUAGGUAGCCCAUAUGCUCGGUACACACAUACUCAGCUGGAAGAAGUUCUUUCAACCUGGUUUUCCAGUUUUAAAAGAAAUCUAAAGCUCAUCUGAGAAAGAUUCUUAUGUAGGAUCUUUUCAUAAAUUAGUACUGUGACAGAAAUGGAUGAAAAACGCACACACACAUAGAUUAUUCAAACGAUUGACAAAGAAGCAGACAAACUGAUGGUGCUAUGAUGAUCCCUGUCUUUCAGAAAUGACUCAAGUUCUCCUUCGGCAUAACCCCUCCAAUUAACCACAUUUUAAAAUUGUUUACUUCAUGUAGACAGCUACUUACCUGCUCUUAUGUGUUUUAGCUUGUGGAAAAUGUACAUUCUGAUGCAUUAUCAUAUGGCAUCCAGUUUCAUUCUAAUAUGAGAGUACUGAAUUUCAGACGAUUGAAGAUUCAUUACUUAGAAUGCAUAUAGGGAAUGAAAUUCAAGCCACAGAUGAUUAACUCAGAUGAAAUUUUACCUCAUAUGUUCAGGAAGGUAAGGAAAGGAUUGAACAGUGAGGUUUCACAUCUCUGUGAAAGAAAAUACCUAUCUUCAGUCUAGCUUAUUGUGACUGAAAUCUGGAGUGUGGUUUUGUUUGUGGAGUCAAAGGAACAAAAAGGUUUAUAUUCAUUUACUUAACUGCAGCUGGAGGCCUCACCUAGAGUUUCCAGAGCUCUCAGUCAGAAAAUUAAAUAAUCAGUCAAUAAGCUAACAAACAAUACUAACAAGCCAAUGAAGAAUAAGGCAACAAAGCAACACAAAUAUUGAAAAUGUUGAAGUUAACAGCUCUACUUUUGAUAUGUGCUAAUGCAGACAUCUGUUCACGUGAUUCACAGAUAGUAAUGGCAGCAUGAUCCUGCGAAAAAAUAGUCAAAAUUUGCCUCCUCUCACAAACUUUUCACUUUUGGACAGUUUCCAGGAAGUAUGUUCAGUUGUGAUGGUUUCCCACUUUCACAGAGGAUGAAAAAAAUACUUCCACUAAAAAUAUGUCCCUCUAGCAAGUCUGUAAUGGAAGGAAUUUUGACCAGCACUUUUCAGCACACAUCCAACUGGCAUUAUAUUUGGAGGACCAGCAUUCAGUGGUCACAAUCAGUAUGGAAAUUCUUAUAACAAGAUCCCUCUGCAUAGAAAUGAAAAUAUCUCCAAUUACAAAGAAUCACUUUCAUUCCACUGUUCCUGAUUAUGUCUAUUUAUAUUUUUGAUUUAUUUCACAUUCUGAGAAGGGAACUUGAGAGGCUGAGGAAACUGGAGAUGUUCAGCCUGGAGAAGUGAAGACUUUUCGUGUCCUAAUGGCAGCCUUGCUAUACCUACAAAGACUGUUGAGAAGAUGUAGCCAAGCUUUUCACAGCAGAAGGACAAGAAAUUGUACGUAACUCAAAGCAAGAAGGAUCUUCAGUUGAUAUAAGUAACAUUUUUGGAACUAUGAGGACUGUCAAGCAGUGAAGCACAUGGCUCCAAGAGGUCCUGCACUCUCCAUCCUUGCAGGUUUUCUAGAUCCACCUGGACAAAGCCCUGAGCAACCUCGUCUGGCCUCACAGCAGAGCUUGCUUGGAGUAUGAAAUUGAACUAGAGACUUUCUUAGGUCCCUUCCAAACAGAAUUAUCAUGUGAUCCUAUGAAUUUUUAUAAACAUUUGUAUCAUUAUUCUGGCUGCUGCCUUCCUCUUUAAAUAGUUAUGUUCCUCUCCUUUCUUUGUUUCCAUUAAUCCUUAUACUGGAUUUUGUUUUGAUGUGCUUUUUUUGCUUUAAUUCCAUUUUAUAUAUUAUGAAAGGAAAAGUAUGCAAACAUCAGUGCAAAUUGCUUCACCACAGAUCUGUCCCUAUACUGACCUAAGAACACAAUGUAUUAUGCAACAGAAUGAAAUUUCACUGCAGCACUGGAAUAAAGCAGAACUAAGAUUCACUGUAACUUCAUGGGGAAAAAAAUAUCUCAGUGAUUUCAACACCUCAUACAUGCCAAAAAGGCUGGAAAGCUAAAUCCAUUGGGGUUUAAAAUUAUAUUAAAUAAGGGGUAAUGGCUACUAAAGCUAAACAACAAAAUUGAUUUGAGUUUAACCUGUGCAUCAGGAAGCUGGCUGGUCUGCAAGGGACAAGGAACCAGAAAGCUCAACAAAAAGCUGUGCAAUCCCACGGCACCCAAGCGAGGCGUGCAGAUCAGAUUUGGUGAUGGUAAUCAGCAUCAGCCAACAGCACUGGACAAAUCCAUAGUGACAAGGCAGGUCUGAGGCUGAGAUGGAAAGUCAAGGCAGCAAGCCGAGGUCAGGAUCAGUGAGGUACAAGGCCAGGCACCACAUUCCUGAGAUGUAGCUCAGCAGGGCAAGUUCUUGAACUGACAAGUAACUCCUGUUCCAAGGAGGGGGAAUCACCACCAAGAAUCCUCCAGCUUCUUCUCACAUAACAACUUCUCCCAGCAGCCUGGCCCAAGUUGCAUGGCAGCACCAUGCCAGCACUCACCUCCUCACAGGCAGCCAAAUCCAAGAAGGCAGGGGAAGAGACCAUAGAAUGUGUAAAUUCAAGGUCCUGACCCUGCGCAAAGAGCUUCACUUCCACAAAAUUUGACCCUGUAAUUUUAUAUAUUAUAAUUUUCUACCAUUGUUUAUGAAAGCCCUAGUUUGGACCAGCUUCCAUUGUUAUGUACAGAUGUUUUUUAUAGCAUCAGUUCUCAUAGUACCUCCCUACCUUACUGAAGAUCCGUUUUGAGAUAAAGGAAAUCAAUAACAAUAGCUGGCCCAUAGGCUGGGCUUCAUGAAGGAUCUCAGAUAAAUUAGGGGUCUACUUUAGGAAAAUAAAACAUAGGUAUCUAAUCUCUUUGGCUGUUAUGAAAUGCUAACUUUAUCCAUUUACUGUCUGUUAAAAUGAGGAAGCUGAGAUGUAGAGAUUGCAAUGCCCUGUACUUCAGUCAUUUCUGUAUUUACCUUGGUACUUUUACAUAGCUAAAGAUUUGCACUCUUUUUCAUUCUCUCUCCAACUUUGUUUGUCCCAGCUGGACCAAAUUUACUGUAUGAAAAUAAACAUCUAUAUUUUUUGAGAGUCACACAGUGCUAUAGGAGAGGAUAGAACAGUGAAAAAUAAAUGUCUUCAUGAAGGCUCCAAUCCAUGGACUACUAUUACUGAAUAUUUUGUAUAGAAUUCCUAAUAGCUCUGCAGUCAAAAAUCAGAUGUAAGUUCACAGAAACUCCUUCAAAAGCAAGGACAUUUCUUGCACCAAAGAGUUUAUAAAAUCCAAAGAUCUAUUUAUUAGCAAGAAGAAAUAUAUGAAUUCAAAUUCCAAUUUUUCCUCACAGACAAGGCCUAAAAGCACUAAUGUACGAUCUAGGUGAGACACUAGUACCUAUCUCUCUUCUCAAUCUAUUAAAUAAGAAUAUGGAUAAUUAAAGGGCUGUGAUGGUAAUUUAUUUAAUAACUAGUGUACAAGAUGUCAGUGCUAAAUAAUACUGUUUUCAGCACAAUAACAGAGGUAAAUUUGUAUAUCAGUAAUUUACUUCUAGCAGAAUAUAAUUUCCAGUAGCCCAGCAAAGAUAUAAUACAGCUUCUUAAGCUAGGAGUUUUUCAGAGAACUGUGGUGACCUUGCUGGUGCAAUUUCAGACUUCAUUUAAGCUGCAUUUCCUAGAAUCUUAGCCACAAGCUGUCUCAUAGCAUUCAUGAUACAGAUCAUUGUUCUUUUCUGAUCCAACUACACAUCUUAAUAUCAAUCCUGACUCACAUGGCUGUAGACUAACAGGGACUAACAGACACUCUCACUGAACUUUUUUCUGAGUCUCUAACACGUCUGACUUCAGAGCCACUGAGAAAGACAAAGAGAAGCUUGAAUUUGAGCUAUAUUCCACUUCCUGUUUCCACUCAAAGAGAAUGACUUUUUAAAAUUAUUUUAAUUACUCCAGUGACAAGUUUCUGUGACUGUCACUCUUUUAUGCCAGUAAGGAAAGGAGUGCAGUGCCACAGUUUAGCUACAUGCCACUUUUCACAUUGCUUACCAGCAUCAUCAGUGUUGUCAUUGGCCUAGUUCUCCAGUUUCUAACAUGGCAAAGCAGCAUCUCCUUCAUUUACGCCCGGUCUCCACUCAGCAUAGAGAGCACAAAGGAGUGAGAGUGUUAGAGUGCUUGGUACCGGUGCCCUAAGAAAGGGAACUGAAGUGUUCAUCUGCACAUAUCAGGGGUCUGGAACAACUGCUGCACCCAGUGGAUAGGUGCUGAAAAUGGCCAGUUUUCCUUUCAUGAGAUAGCAGUUACCCGUAGUUCCAGAGCCCUGUGAGGUGACAGCCUACUCCUGCUCAGUGUCACCCUCUGCACUGUACCACAUCUGAAAAGCCAAGGCCUAGUAUUGAUAGAGGGUGGGGAAUAACAGGGAAAGUCCUUGUGCAUCUUCUAAAUGUUUUUAUGUUCUUUUUGUACAGCUGCACUACAAUGGCUGUUUUACUGAUAUAAUGCUAGCCUAAAGGAAAAAUAGGUCACUCCCUUUUUUGAUCUUUUUCUUUUCUUUUUAAAUUGACUUUGAGAAUUUUGUUGACAGAGAGUACAGAUAUCCAGCUCCUUUAAGUGGAGUGUGAGAGACCUUGGGGGAAAAAAAAAAAAAAAAAAAAAAAAAAGGAAAAACACAUCUCUCACAAGCUGUUACUUUAAAUUUAGAAUUUUUAGAAAUAUUAUUGCUAUAGCAACAACUUCUUGGUUAAAGGUUCAAUACCAGAGACAACAGAUUCUUUUCUUUUUUGCUUCUUUUUUUAUUCUUCUUCCCUAGUGAACACAGAAUCUUUUGCUAGAUGAAAAACUGUUGGCACAGAUUUGGUAGAACUGCAGUCAGAUACUGAACUGGUGUCCGAUAACACAUAAAUAUACAUAUAAACAUAACAUUUAGUUUUAUGCCCAUUACACAUGUCAGUGAACCUCAAAGUUUUUGCUAUGGUUCUUUAGAUAUCUAGAUGUGGUACACUGUGCUUCAGAUGAGAUACUGAAGAUCAUUUAUCAUAAGCAAUCACUUACUGUCUUUUUCCAAUAGCUGUUGGUAAUAUCCUCAAAUGUGCUAUUUUGAGUUUCAGCUGAAGCUUUAUUUUGUCUUGGAAAACUAUGACCUUAGCUUUUGUUUCUCAUGAGUUAAGUUUCCUCCCUUUUAACAACAGAUAUGUGAAGUAAUGGCUAUUUUUCCUGCCCCACAUGAAGAAUGACACUGAGAAACAUUAUUUCACACUUCUAGCAAUUUACCACAGUUAUUUGUGCCUUGAUUUCAGCCUUAAUCCGGAGAUAUAUUAAGCUAUUGGAAGAACUGUCCCCUCAGUUUUCUUCUGAUGCCUUUGCAGAUGUCAAGGCAAGUACUAAAUCUGGAAAGCCACAGUCUAAAGGAGAGGUGCAACCAAUGUAUCCCAAUGGCUUUGGGAUACAACUCUUUCUCAGUUUUCCUCUUCUUCCCUUGACACCUCACAUACCUGCUGCUAUCCUAGUUUGAAGAACUGGGCUUCACAAAGCUCUCGCAUAUGACAUCUCCAGAGUCUCACAAAGCAGGCUGGCUUACAGCAACUCAUCUUCUGAGAUUGCUUUAACCUUAGCAGACUCAAGAACUCUUUAAUGAGAAGGAUGGUUAAAAAACAACCACCACCACCACCUAAGACUUGGAGGGCAAGAGAAACUCCAAUUAUGCCAAGUUUCAAUUUCUAAGACUAAUUUUGAAGAGAGAAUAAACACAUGGCUUCACCUGUCUUCCUUGCUUAUCCUAAGGGACUACAAUAUACUAAAUAAUCCUCAGAAAACGAAGGUUUCUAAUCCUUCUCAGAAUACAGAAAAGAUCAAACUAAAGGCGAGUGCUGAUACAUUCACAGUAACCCCAUGAAGGCAAAAAUGACCUGUCCUUCCCGGCUUGCAGGGGGUGCGUACACAUGAACAUCUGAACACUCAGUGAGCCAACGUACAGAUUCUGUGUAGUAUAACCAACCUAACUAAAUGUUUUAGACCAAUCUGUACAGGAAAGCAAUACUGCUUUUACGCUCACAUUUGUUACAGCAUUAGUUCCAGAUGUGUGAAAUACAACUGACAAUUUCCUGCUCACCUAUUUUAACAAGAGUAAUGCCAAUCUUCCUUGCCUGUCUGUAUGGCUGUCAGCGCACAAUGCACUGUCACAAUCCAGUCCACAUAUUGCUACAGGAACAUAACAAAACUAGCAAAAUACUGCAAUGUAUAUAUUCUCAAGGAAUUCCUGGUGAGUCAUUGUUUAGUGUUGUGCUGAAAUUCAUAGCUGUUGUUAAUUCCCCUGUAACAAUCUGUUUGAGUAACACAUUUCUUCACUAAGUCUAACAUUCACACUUGGAAGAUUUAUUACUGGGGAAAGCAGGAAAUAAACUUAGCAGUUUAAAAUUAGCUCCUUUGGAAAAUGAAAAAUUCAGCUCUGAAGUUUUUUUUUUUUGAUCCCUUCUACAUCACUAGUAGAUUCAAAAAUUGACUUUAGACAGACCUGGCAUAUGCAGCUUUGAAAACAUCAAGAAAUACUUAUCACCAUAACUCAAACUCUACCAAGGAAAGUAAAGGGCAAUAAUUUGCGUUAUUUACAGUCAUCAUUUCACCAGAAGUUUUUCAUGUGGUUAUUUGAAAGUUACAGCUCUUGUACCUGGAGGUUCUUAUAUUUUCCUUUAUCUUGUGCUUUGUGUUUACCACUGCAGAAAAAAAGAGUCUUGAAAUAGUGACUCUUAAAUGCCUAAAUGUAGCAGUGGAGGAAAAUAAUUCUAAAUAAACUACAUGUUACAUGUCAUUAUUUUUAAUAAAACCUUGACACUUUGAUCUGAUUUGCUAAGAUUUUUUUUUGAAGCUUGAUGUCCUUAUUUUUGAACAAUAACAGGAAGUAACCCACAAAAAGCAUCAGAAUAAAAAUAAGAGGAAAGUGAUAAGAGUGCAGAGGUGAGGACUGAAGAACCCUACAAAGCGGAUUUAACUGGAAGCCUUUACAAAAAUUGCUAACUUGGUCUGUGUAGGUUUAUCUUUGUUGUUCGCUCAUUUUAACUGAUUACAGAGAUAUUAAAAAUGAAACCACUUCUGGAUACUUCUGUGGAUUUCAGUCAAUUACGCAGUUUACCUAUUUCUAGCAUUUCAUUCAGAGAAACUAGGACCAAGAACUCAGAGACUCUUCAAACACAACCUACACAGGAAGCAUAAGAUAUUCACUACAGACAUUGAACAUGGCCCUUCACUCAAACCCCUGUAAAUAUACUGCAAAUAAUCAAGUUGUAAUUGCAUGGAGAGGUGGUAGUUAUCCCUAUGCUUGGUACGCACUUUCUAUUUUCCUGUCGCUUCAGCAAAUUAAUUUCUACUUAGUCUUUUCUUGCACAGAACAAAUGAUGUAGCAUCUUCAAUCAAAGAAACAUAGCAAAAUACUUCACAUAUAUAGUUGUCUCAGUUGUAAUUGCAGUAGAAAGCCUGAUCCAGAAGACUAUCCUCACUAGGUGGCGAUUUUGGUCUGCUCAGUCAGGCCUUACAGAAGAGCAGAAAAAAUCCUAGUUUUAAGAUGUGUUUCUUAUAUAGAAUAAAAAAAAAAAUGCAGUGUGCAAACAGAGCUGGCCCCUAAGUUUCCAGGAAGACGAGGUGAGCUGUUGAAGUCCUUUCAGAUUCAGCCUUGAGAUGCUGCAAGCUGCCAGGCUGUUAAUCACCAGACCUGAGAACUAGAAGUUAAGCAUAAAAACACCCACAAAACCUAAAGACCUUACCUGCACGUUAUGAGCUUCCUACAAGCCUAGAUUUAUUAACAACUUGUUUAUAAUUUUUUUUUGUAAAAAAAUUUUGUCUUCUUCCUCCCUACUAUUUAUUGCAAAAUACAUAGACAGGCAGUAGGCAUCUGUACUGCUAAACAAAGGAAGCUCUUUCUAGUCUGUAGCCUGAUGGGUUCCUCAUUCCUGUAAUCGUCCCACCAGCCUUUUUCUUCCUAUGUUCUUCAUGUGCUCUGCUCCUGGGGUUGGCACCAGUUCCAAAGCCUCACCUGUGCUCAGUCAGACCUGCUGAAAGGCUUCCCUACGUCUGCCAAACCCCUCUAUCUGAUAUAUCACACCACCAGGCGCAUAAUGCAUUCCACUGGACAUUCAUGCUUCUUCUGUACCAGUCAGCUCCUCUCCUCAGCCAUGGGAGCAGAUGAGCUCCCAGGGCAGCAGCUCUCUUGUUAUCAGCCACAAAGUACAAAGUAUUUUGCAUUACUGAAGGACCCCUGAAACAGAUUCAUGCUUUACCCACAUUACAGUUACAUGUUUCUUCACAGAUACUCACUUCACUGAAAUACAAUAAAUCAUUUUCCUCUCUUUGCUCAACAAUCAGACCUUCUAAGUACUGCACUAGUAUCAUGUUCUUCCACAACAUUCCUCCAGUCACUGCAAGAUCUAGCUUCAUGUCCAAGGCAGUACCUCCUCCCCAAGGGGUUCGCAUUACAAUAAAGCUUUUCAGGUGCCCCAAACUCAGCACACCUGUUUACCAGGACGAUUAGGCCUCUUCCUUCUAUUAGCUGGAAUACCAGUUCUAUUAUCCAUUACGGUUUAAUUCAAUUCUUGUACUUUCUUUUCACUAUAAUGGUAAUCAAUAUUUCUUUAUACUUUGCCAUAUUCUUGUUUUUCUUCUUUCUGUAUAUAAGGAACAGACAGAGCAAUUACACAAGCCUCUUUCAAUACUUUAGUGACAACUACGAGUCUUCUCAACCCCAAAAGACAAAAUUUCAUUAAUUACUUUGCUUUUAAACAAUUGUGGUCUUCAUUUCAAAGUGAUUUAUGUAUUUCAGGAAGCAGUAUGGAAUGAUUUAAAUUCUCAGCAUUUAUUAGCUUUGCUCCUUUGAACUCAAUUUUUAUUCUAGACAACGUUAUUUAUAUGAAAAAGACGUCAUAUGAAUAAUGUGAUUCUCUGAGAUGAUUCCAAAUGUCUGCAACUACAAUGAGAAAUUAAGCUAAUAAACUGUGGCCACUUAAUUGUACAUAAUGACUUGCAGUACACCAUCAGCUCUUAUUUUGCUGGUCCAAUCAUAUACACUUAAAUUCUUAAUUUAACAAGGAAAGAAAUUGAACGUUAGGUGUUGCAGGUCCAAUCCAUAUGAUGCAUUAGGCUCCUGUUAUUCCUUUCUCUUGUGCCCUAAUGUUGUUAGUCCUUGAUGUCUGUUCCCUUCUUCUGUCUUUUCCCCAAGCUAUAUUGCUGUAUUUCUAUAUCUCUAUAUUGCUCUGCCUUGCUCCCUUAUAUAUCCAGAGGAACAUUUAUAAAAUUAUCUCUGUUCAUCUUCUUAUACCUUUAUUAUUAGCCUAAACAACCCUAAG